Schistocerca cancellata (South American locust) is the source of this 411-nucleotide messenger RNA. RefSeq lists its product as uncharacterized. NCBI's taxonomy places the organism in Eukaryota, Metazoa, Arthropoda, Insecta, Orthoptera, Acrididae. The record is from RefSeq and is a predicted model, not a curated record. The coding region runs from base 1 to 411 and encodes 136 amino acids. The transcript has 3 exons.
AUGGGAGGUACGAGUGCUUACCCAUCAGGUUCUACGGCUCAGUCGAGUCAAGCUACUGAAAGAACAGUCGUCAGAAAGAGCUACGCCUGCAAGGUGAAAGAGACUCUGGACGAGAUGGCACAGCUGCUUGAUAUUCCACCUGAAGUGAGAGCUGAACUGACUGAUGAGGACAUCGUAGCCAUGUCGAUUAAGUUUAUAAAGAAAAUGACAGCACCUGAUGGAGUUUCACAACCCAGGGACCCAGAUAAAGACAUCCCACUGGACACAUAUCUCGCUGUAUUAGAUGGCUUUGUCCUGCACCUGGGCAGAAGUGGAAAAGUCCAGUACAUUUCCCAAAAUGAACUCAUAAAUCAAUCCGUGGAUCUGAGCUUGGCAGUAAAUCUGGCCUCAGCCCUUCUCUUUGGUUUGUAG